This is a messenger RNA of Austrofundulus limnaeus, 6217 nucleotides long. It is a transcript of the gene slc4a2b, whose product is annotated as solute carrier family 4 member 2b. The transcript is spliced from 24 exons. Gene Ontology annotation, molecular function: monoatomic anion transmembrane transporter activity; solute:inorganic anion antiporter activity. Bases 718 to 4389 code for a protein of 1223 amino acids. NCBI's taxonomy places the organism in Eukaryota, Metazoa, Chordata, Actinopteri, Cyprinodontiformes, Rivulidae. The record is from RefSeq and is a predicted model, not a curated record. Gene Ontology annotation, cellular component: apical plasma membrane; plasma membrane; basolateral plasma membrane. Gene Ontology annotation, biological process: transmembrane transport; regulation of intracellular pH; monoatomic anion transport.
ACGUCCAAAUAAAUCACAUCAGGUGUAACGUGUCGACCGCUGCAUCGCAGUCUGAUCUCUAGGUGAUUGAGAGAUGUGUAGAAAUCAACGUCUUUUAAAGCCCUUAUUGUUUUAGCAUCCUUUUAAUGUCUGCAUUCUCUCAACCUACCCGACUCGACGCACUUAAACCAUCCUUCAAAAGCAACAUAAAAAGGAAAAUAAAGGUUUUUUUUUUCCUAAUCAGCCACCUGUUGAACUGGGAGCGCCCGUAUGAGAGCAUUAGUAAGUGACAGAUGAUAAAUCGCUGGUGUUAUCCAGCUGACAAGCAAGCGAAAACUAUUUUCACCCAGACUGGGAGGACUUUUUGUUAGUUGGAUUUGCGAUGUGAGCACAAUCUUGUCCGAGAACAGUAACUUGGAACAGCAUUUCAAGACGGUGCACAAGAGACGGGAGGAGCUCAAAAAGCUCAGGAGCUGAAAAAAAAACAGCUGUCAGCGCAGCAGACGGGCUUCACCAGGCCCAGAGACUCCGGCAUUGACAGCCUGGAACUGCCACACAUGCGUUGAAGAAGACCCAAGACCCACCAGUGGAUGACUUGGCUUUGUUUUUCGGCUUGUUGAACAGGUUAUGCUGCCCAAAAGCUGUCUGAGUCCCAGUGAGAAAGAGAAGGGCUAAAAAAGCCGCACCAGUCCAAACCAGCUUCCCAGGGCCUGACCAGCAUCGAAUCACUGCAGAGCUAUGAGCAACCCCGGCACGCCCAGCAAGAGUACAAAUCCUGUUGCACCAGUUGGUCACAGUCCUGAGGCUCCACCCUCUUCGCCGCUUCCACGCUCAGAGGAGGAAGACGAUGGCGACUUGAACAAAGCUUUAGGCAUUCAGCGCUUCCAGCAGAUCCUCCACACAGCUGCUUCUGUGCCCGAUGACCAGCACCACAGUUACCAUGAGGAGGACAUCAAGUAUCACCGUCACUCGUCUCACCACAUCCACCGGCCUCUCUCCAAACUGCCCGUCGAUGGACGCAGGAAAAAGAACACCAAGAAAAGGAGAAAGGACAAAGAUCACAAAAGCAGCCACCCUCCGUCGAGCGGCCCGAUAGAGGAGGGUAAAGAUGAAGAGGAGGAGGAAGACGAAGGGACAGAGGGAACGUCUGCUCCGUCUGAGUCAGAGAAAGUCAAAGAUGUUGAGUUCUUCUUGUCAGAUGAAGAUUGUGUGGCAAAACGUGGCAAAGACUUGUCGAACUCGACCCGAGAGCUGAACAUCGUUCCUUUCACGGCUCUGAGAGCAGAAACUGAAGAUGCAUCUUCCACAGAUAAACCGGAGUCACCCAGCACUCCCAGUCCUGUUCCUCUGUCACCGUCAUCUGAACACCCACCCCUGACCCGGGUCUCCAGUCGCAGCUACGACCUGCAGGAGCGCCGCCGCACGGGCAACAUGACGGGCACCGAGCAGGCGAAGUACCAGCGUAUCCCCACGGACGAGAGCGAAGCUCUGACGCUGGCCACCGCUGACCUGGAUGGUAUCAAGAGUCAUCGUUUCGAGGAUGUUCCCGGGGUCCGCAGACACCUCGUCAGAAAGAGCACCAAAGGACAGAUAGUGCACAUCGGCAAAGACCACAAAGAGCCGACAACUCGCAGCCGAAAGCAGGACCGCACCCCACAUGAGGUGUUUGUGGAACUGAACGAGCUGACGAUGGACAAGAACCAGGAAAUGCAGUGGAAGGAGACGGCUCGUUGGAUCAAGUUUGAGGAGGACGUGGAGGAGGAGACGGACCGUUGGGGGAAGCCCCAUGUUGCUUCGCUGUCUUUCCGCAGUUUGUUGGAGCUCAGAAGGACCAUCUCCCACGGAGCGGUGCUGCUGGAUUUGGACCAGAAGACCCUGCCUGGCAUCGCCCACCAGGUGGUGGAACAAAUGAUUAUCUCAGACCAGAUCAAAGCAGAAGACCGAUCCAACGUCCUGAGAGCUCUGCUGCUUAAACACAGUCACCCGUGCGACGAGAAGGACCACACUACCCAUUUCCCCAGAAACAUCUCAGCAGCCAGCCUGGGCAGUCUGAUCCCACACCACCACAACGUGAACCACAACCAUCAGCCGGAGCCGUCUGUGACCGACCCCCUGAUGGGCGUGGGCAACUCCACGGCCGACAGCGACACUCGCAUCGACAUGGACAGGAACGAGCUGCAGAAGGAACCAACCCUUGGACUGGGCAUGCAUCGGUCCAAGUCCAAACACGAGCUGAAGCUUCUGGAGAAGAUUCCAGAGAACGCUGAGGCCACCGUGGUGCUUGUGGGCAGCGUGGACUUCUUGGAGCAGCCCACCAUGGCUUUUGUGAGGCUGCAGGAGGCGGUGGAGCUGGAGUCGGUUCUGGAAGUGCCCGUCCCCGUCAGGUUCCUCUUUGUUCUGCUGGGACCUCCAACCAGUAGCAUGGACUACCACCAGAUCGGACGCUCCAUCUCCACUCUCAUGUCUGACAAGCAAUUUCACGAGGCAGCUUACCUGGCAGACGACAGGCACGACCUCCUGAACGCCAUCAACAGCUUCCUGGACUGCAGCAUCGUGCUGCCGCCUUCAGAGAUGGGAGACGACGAGCUGCUGCGCUCCGUCGCCCGCUUUCAAAGGGAGAUGCUGCGCAAGAGAGAAGAAGUGAAACUGCUGGCAAAGGAGCCAAAAAGCCUCGAAGAAAAAGAGGCCCUGCUCGCACCUUCAGAGAAGUCGGACGACCCCUUAAAGCGCACCGGGCGCCUCUUUGGGGGGCUGAUAAAAGACAUUCAGCGCCGGUACCCAAAAUACAUCAGUGACUUCAAGGAUGCUCUGAGCAGUCAGUGCAUGGCUGCGGUUAUCUUCAUCUACUUUGCUGCUCUUUCUCCAGCGAUAACGUUUGGAGGCUUGCUAGGUGAGAAGACGGAGGGUCUGAUCGGCGUCUCGGAGCUGAUCGUGUCGACGUCGAUGCAGGGCAUCAUCUUCUGCUUACUCGGAGCUCAGCCGCUGCUCAUCGUGGGCUUCUCCGGACCCCUGCUGGUCUUUGAAGAAGCGUUUUUCAGUUUCUGCAAAGCGAAUGCUAUCGAGUAUCUAACGGGCCGCGUCUGGAUCGGCUUUUGGCUCAUCAUCAUCGUCACCAUCAUGGUGGCCUMUGAAGGCAGCUUCCUGGUGCGCUUUGUCUCCUGCUUCACCCAGGAAAUCUUCUCCUUCCUCAUCUCCCUCAUCUUCAUCUGCGAGACCUUCGUCAAACUCGGGCAGAUUUUCACGGAGCACCCGCUGAAACGCUGCUCCCUCAUCAAUGACACAAAAGGAGACGCGACGGCAGCAAACAUCUCUCUGGUUCAGGCCAACGGCUCGCUUCCAAACAACYACACUCAGAUUGUAAGUGUCAGCGGAGAGCCCAACACUGCUCUGCUCUCCCUGGUUCUCAUGGCGGGGACGUUCUUCAUCGCCUUCUACCUGCGAAAGUUCAAGAACAGCGCCUUUUUCCCUGGAAGGUUCCGACGGAUGAUUGGAGACUUCGGAGUCCCCAUUGCGAUCCUCAUCAUGGUCCUGGUGGAUUACAGCGUUGACGACACUUACACACAGAAACUCAGCGUUCCCAAAGGAUUCUCUGUGACGAGCACCAACAAGAGAGGCUGGUUCAUCAAACCUCUGGGCUCAGACGGUAACUUCCCCAUCUGGAUGAUGUUUGCCUGCUGUCUGCCCGCACUGCUGGUUUUCAUCCUCAUCUUCAUGGAGACUCAAAUCACCACCCUCAUCGUCAGUAAGAAGGAGCGGAUGUUGGUGAAGGGUUCUGGUUUCCACCUGGACCUCCUCCUGAUCGUGGUCCUGGGUGGCUGCUCGGCUCUUUUCGGCCUGCCGUGGAUGGCCGCUGCCACCGUCCGCUCCGUCACCCACGUCAACGCCCUCACCGUGAUGAGUAAAGCCGUCGCCCCCGGAGACAAGCCUCGCAUCAAGGAGGUGAAGGAGCAGAGGGUCACCGGGCUCCUGGUGGCCAUCAUGGUCGGUAUGUCCAUCGUGAUAGGUGACCUGCUGCGUCAGAUCCCCCUGGCUGUCCUGUUUGGCAUCUUCCUSUACAUGGGCGUGAUGUCGCUCAGCGGCAUCCAGCUAACGGAGCGAAUGAUGCUGCUCCUCAUGCCACCAAAGUACCACCCCGACCACACCUACGUCCGCAAGGUUCGGACGUGGCGCAUGCAUCUCUACACCUGCAUCCAGGUGGUGUGUCUGGCCAUCCUGUGGGCCGUGAUGUCCACACAGGCGUCCCUGGCUUUCCCUUUCGUCCUCAUCCUCACCGUCCCGGUCAAGAUGUUCGUGCUGCAUCGCAUCUUCAACGCCAGAGAGAUGGCGUGUUUGGACGGAGACGAUGCAGAACCAAAGUUCGACGAGCGCGAGUGUCACGACGAGUACUCCGAGAUGCACAUGCCCGUUUAAAGCUUCUGAAAACCAGCGACUCACUGCCCUCCACCAAAACAUCUCAAAGCCAACGGGUCAAAAACCUAAACUGUGUUCUGGUGGUUCUUGAAGGUGUUUUUAUUUCUGCUGGUUACCAGCUGUUUUAGUGGCUUUACAGAACAAAGUGAAGAUUAGUUUCUUCUGUUUAUUUAAACAUUUUCUUUGCAAGGGACAAGAGAUUCCAGACCUAAUGAAGUGAUCUCAAAUCAAAAACGAAUGUGGUAGCAGUAAAUAGAUUUGCUAAACUGAUUUUAGCCUUGAGAGGUUGCUAUGAUUCACAUUGAAUAUGUGGAGGAGAUAUAGGAUACAUUCCUUUAUUUUAACAUGUCCAGUUAGUGCUAGUCAAGUUUUUUUAAAAGCUCACUAAGCGCCUUACGAAGAAAACGAGAUAAACUGAGCUGUGUGUUUUUCCUCAUUCAGUCUUUUUUUAGACCGUAAAUCACUUUAAACACAAAGCUUGUAGCACUUUCAUUUUGUAAGAAACCAAAUCUGAACAAUGACUGUAUAAAUGUAAUUGUUUUAGCUUUUUAAGAGUUCUUUUAAUUCUCUUUAAGUAUUGGUAACGCUUUAGUUAGCUUCCUAAAUGUUUUGUGAUUGAUUUUUAGCCUGCUAUACCUUAUUCAAUUAAUGUUUUUUGUUCUUUUGUUUUUGUUUUUUGACAAAGAUGCUGCAGUUUAAAUGAUGUCUAACCUUAAAAGUCUGUGCCUGCAGUGACACAAGAUCACCAGCAGAGGGAGAUCUUGGGUGACUGUUACAACGAGCCACCAAAAAGAAGUACAUAAAAAUGCAGUUUCAUUAUACUAACGCCAUGAAGUUGUCUUUUUCAUCACUGCUUGUUUAAUAGAAAAUGAUGCUGCAGCUUAGAUAAUAUACUCUAAAUGUUUCCACACAUGUUUAGGGCACUAAAGGUUCUGGUGUAGUCUGGAUGUGGUUCGUUUCUUGGUAAUUCUGUGAUUUAUUAGUUGUUUUUAACGUGCCAAAUGUAGGUUGUGGUGAGCACAGUAAGCUGCAGUUCAGUCAUCAAAGCCUAAAUCAACACAUUUUUAUUGUACGACAUUCCAUGUUUUACCUUGUUUUUGAAUCAUAUCAACAUUUCAGUUCCAAUAGUUUCAUCAUGUUUAACAUUUCCACCCGGGCUGUGAAGACAAUCUAAGUAGUUCAUGGAUCACUGCAAGGAAAGACUUUUAAGAUAAAAAAUGCUUUUUGUUGUUUGUUUUUAAUUUUUAUUUUAUUUUUAUUAUUUUUUUUUCCAUUAAGUUUUGCAUCAUGUUGCCACCGUGCAACAUGGCUUGGUUAAAGCUUUGACUGUGUCAAAUAACGUCUCAUUUCCAGGCCUCAGUUACACCCACACAAACCUAAAUAUCACACACUACUUUCCCCUCUGAGCUGUCCCCCGUUCCUGCCCGACUGAAAUUGUGAUCUUGUGCCUUUUUGGUGUCAAAGUUGCACAAAAUCUCAAGUGCCUGUUAGAGGGGAAAAGAAAGUAACCCGCUGCAACGUGUGUGUUUGUUAGGAUGUUACACUCAAAUCAAACAUCUCUGAAUUAUUUAUCUGUUGAGAUAUGUUGCUGUUAACGCAUAUUUAAAGAAUAUUAACUUUUUUUUGUAAUGCAAACACUCAACCUGGAUGUACUCGUAGAACAGAAGUAGUUCAGUGCAGCCGGUGUUUUUGAUCAUCGUGACUGUUUAUCUCUAAAUAUAUCAUGUAGGUUUAUUUCAAAAGCAAUACAAAGUCGAAGUAGAUAUUCAGAUGUUCCUGUGUGCAUCAAUGGUUCACAUUGAUGCAAAUAAAGUAUAUUUUCUAUUUA